This is a messenger RNA of Chenopodium quinoa (quinoa), 2004 nucleotides long. Its product is annotated as actin-related protein 2/3 complex subunit 2A-like. Gene Ontology annotation, cellular component: actin cytoskeleton; Arp2/3 protein complex. Gene Ontology annotation, molecular function: structural constituent of cytoskeleton; actin filament binding. Gene Ontology annotation, biological process: actin filament polymerization; Arp2/3 complex-mediated actin nucleation. The record is from RefSeq and is a predicted model, not a curated record. The coding region runs from base 527 to 1528 and encodes 333 amino acids. The transcript has 11 exons. NCBI's taxonomy places the organism in Eukaryota, Viridiplantae, Streptophyta, Magnoliopsida, Caryophyllales, Amaranthaceae.
UCGCACGGACUUCUAUCUAGUAUGGUUUAGUUUGGAAAAAAAAUCCAAUUUAUUCAUUGUUUUGCUUCAAAUGUCAUCAAAUUUAUUAUGUGGAUUGAUAUUGUUUAGCAUGUAUAAUCUCUGCAGUUAGUGACGGACCCACGUAUAGUCAUAGUGGGACCCAGGACAACCUAUUAUUUUAUUAAAAAAAAAAAAAAAAAUUUCACGAAUCACGCUGUACUCCUUCCUCUCUCUGUACUCCUUUAGAUGUAUUUCUCGCUGUAUUCCUUCCUCUCUCUCUCCUCCAUUUAAGCGUACUCGAAAUUCUCCAUUGAAGGGGCUUCUGAGCUUUCUCUCCUCCAUUGAAGCAGUCUCUAAGGGCUAUAAUUUUUGAUAAUUUAACCUAUGAAGUUGUGGUGACAAGCAUAAUAAGCUUGCUUGUUAGAAGAGGAUUAGGUUAUUGAAACCAAAUUUUGCAAGCUUGGCUUCUUUUGAUCUACUAACUUUGCUUUUGAGGGAGCUAUAGAUUGGCAGUGGUUGUUAUCAAAUGAUACUCCUGCAAUCCCAUUCGAAGUAUCUUCUCCAACUCCUCACAAAUCGCCUUCAAAACCUUGACAAAGGUGUUGAACUGGACUGCCAAUGGAUUGAGUUUGAUGAUGUGCGAUUCAACGUCCAGACUUCUAUGAAGAAUCCACUCAUCUUGUUGUUGUCAGUAUCAUUACCUACACCACCUCCUGGAGCUAUAUUUGUUGGAGGGCUGCCUAGUGGAGCUAUAGAAGCUAUAAAAGCUGCAUAUGGAACAGUGGUGAAAAUGCUAGACCCUCCAAAAGAUGGAUUUAAUCUCACACUGAGGCUGAAUUUCUCAAAGCUUUCUUCUGAUGAAGAAACUAGACAGGCUCUGUUGAUGAAGGUUGCCUCUGUUAGGGAAGUGGUCCUUGGUGCACCUUUAAGGGUGAUCUUAAAACAUCUUGCUUCAAGAUCACUUGCUCCUGAUAUGGAUCAAUUAGUUGCUCUAGUGCAUCGGCCUAAUGAAGCAUUCUUUCUUAUUCCUCAGACUGAAAAAGUGACAGUCAUAUAUCCUAUGAGAUUUAAAGAUUCCACAGAUACAUGUCUGGCCACUUCUUUUCUGCAGGAAUUCGUUGAAGCGCGUCGUAGUGCUAGUGCUGGACUGAAUAAUGCUCCUUCGUGUCAAUGGUCACCUUCACCACCUGAAGAACUUGCAGGAGUGCCUGCAGAAGCGUUAUCUGCAAAUGCUGGCUUUGUUUCUUUUGUCAUUUUCCCACGCCAUGUCGACAUCAAGAAGAUAGAUAGAACUGUAUGGCUUUUGUCAACCUUUCAUGCAUAUGUUAGUUACCAUGUCAAGUGCUCUGAAGGAUUCAUGCAUACUCGAAUGAGGCGUCGCGUGGAAUCUUUGAUUGAGGCACUUGAUCGUGCCAAAUCAGAUCCGGAGAAGACAAAGAAAGUUGGGACUAAAACAUCCUUUAAGCGACUGAGCCUAAAGGAUUCUCGGAGCAAUUCAAAUUCAAAGGCUUCAGCCAGUUGGAGAUAAUUUUUAUGGUUAAUUUUGGAGGUAACCUUGAAAACUUAGAGCUCUACACAUUUGCAUCGAAUAGCUUCAGCUCCAGAUUUUGACAAAUUGUGCCUGGCACGUCAUUUCAUGUGGUUGCUCAACUUCCAGAAAGGUGCAAUUUUAUUAACUUUUCUAUCAAUCCUUCUGGCUAUCUUGUACGAGUUUCAUGCCCAUGGAGUUAAAAGCUGAGCAGAUCAAAUGCUCCAUUUUUCCUAGCCUUUUUUUUUUUUUUUUUCUUUUUCCUUUUCUUUUUCAUAGUCUUGAAGUUAGGUAUAUUUUGUCAUUUAUCUUGUGAGAAACUGAUUCUUGUAGUUGAUACUAAUUGAAAUUAGAAUUCUUUAUCAUAUGCUAGUUGGUGUUGGCAUAGUGUCAAUGGUCCUCUAUGUCUGAUGACUUUGAAAGCUGUUUGUACAUUGUAGUUUUUGAGAUAGGACAUUAUGGUUCAGUUUAUGCUU